ACACACGCGUGCACGCGCUCGCUGGGUUGCCCCCUUCUCUCCGGCCCUCCUUCUCGCCCUUACUAACGCUGCGGUCGAGGGAGGAUUGAUGUCCCUUCAGCAUCAUGCAGCCGCCACCAAGGAAGGUGAAAGUUACUCAAGAACUGAAAAACAUUCAAGUUGAGCAGAUGACAAAACUUCAAGCCAAGCAUCAAGCAGAAUGUGAGUUGCUUGAAGAUAUGAGGAUGUUCAGUCAGAAGAAGGCUGCUAUUGAAAGAGAGUAUGCACAGGGUAUCCAGAAGCUGGCUAGUCAAUAUCUGAAGAGAGAUUGGCCUGGAAUAAAAACUGAUGAUCGGAAUGAUUACAGGAGCAUGUAUCCUGUUUGGAAAUCUUUUCUCGAGGGAACAAUGCAGGUAGCCCAGUCACGGAUCAAUAUAUGUGAAAACUAUAAAAACUUCAUUUCUGACCCAGCAAGGACAGUGAGAAGCUUAAAAGAACAGCAACUAAAGAGGUGUGUGGACCAGUUGACAAAGAUCCAAACUGAAUUACAAGAGACAGUAAAAGAUUUAGCUAAAGGCAAAAAGAAGUACUUUGAGACUGAACAGAUGGCUCAUGCUGUACGAGAGAAAGCUGACAUUGAGGCCAAAUCUAAACUUAGUCUUUUUCAAUCGAGAAUCAGUUUACAGAAGGCAAGUGUAAAGUUAAAAGCCCGACGAUCUGAGUGUAAUUCCAAAGCUACCCAUGCAAGGAAUGAUUAUCUUCUUACAUUAGCAGCAGCAAAUGCACAUCAGAAUCGCUACUAUCAAACCGAUUUAGUUAACAUUAUGAAGGCUCUUGAUGGAAAUAUAUAUGAUCAUCUUAAGGAUUAUUUAAUAGCCUUCAGCCGGACUGAGUUAGAAACAUGCCAAGCUGUGCAGAACACAUUUCAAUUUUUAUUAGAAACCUCCAGCAAGGUGAUACGGGACUAUAAUCUUCAGCUGUUUUUACAAGAGAAUGCUGUGUUUCACAAACCCCAGCCUUUCCAAUUCCAGCCUUGUGACAGUGAUACUAGCCGAAAAUUAGAAUCAGAAACUGGUACCACAGAGGAGCAUAGUCUAAAUAAGGAGGCUCGGAAGUGGGCCACACGAGUGGCACGUGAGCACAAAAACAUUGUUCACCAACAACGUGUUCUAGAUGAGCUGGAAUGUCAUGGAACUACAGCAUCAGAACAAAGCCGAGCAGAACUGGAACAGAAAAUAGAUGAAGCGAGAGAAAAUAUUCGUAAAGCAGAGAUAACUAAAUUGAAAGCUGAAGCCCGACUGGAGCUGCUAAAACAGAUUGGUGUUUCUGUGGACACGUGGCUAAAGAGUGCAAUGAACCAAGUCAUGGAAGAACUGGAAAAUGAGCGAUGGGCCCGCCUUCCUGCAGUGACCAAUAAUGGCACUUUACACUCGCUUAAUGCAGAUGCUGACAGAGAAGAAGAAGAGUUUGAAGACAACAUGGAGGCUUUUGAUGACAGCAGCUCUAGCCCUUCUGGCACCUUAAGAAAUUAUCCACUCACCUGCAAAGUUGUUUAUUCCUACAAGGCUUCUCAACCAGAUGAGUUGACCAUUGAGGAACAUGAGGUGUUAGAAGUGAUUGAAGAUGGAGAUAUGGAAGACUGGGUAAAGGCUCGAAAUAAAGUUGGCCAAGUGGGUUAUGUGCCAGAAAAGUACCUGCAGUUUCCCACCUCGAACAGCCUCCUGAGCAUGCUGCAGUCUCUGGCUGCUUUGGACAGUCGUUCACACACAUCCAGCAAUUCCACGGAAGCUGAACUCGUUUCAGGCAGCCUCAACGGAGAUGCCAGCGUCUGUUUUGUGAAAGCACUUUAUGACUAUGAGGGCCAGACAGAUGAUGAAUUAUCUUUUCCUGAGGGAGCAAUCAUUCGUAUCUUGAACAAAGAAAACCAAGAUGAUGAUGGCUUCUGGGAAGGGGAAUUCAAUGGACGAGUUGGAGUUUUCCCAUCGGUGCUAGUGGAAGAACUGUCAGCCUCAGAAAAUGGUGAUACUCCACGGAUGAGAGAUAUUCAGAUCUCUCCUUCCCCGAAGACUCACAGUUCCCUGCCUCCACUGCCGUUAUACGACCAGCCUCCCAGCAGCCCUUACCCAAGUCCAGAUAAAAGGAGUUCCCAGUACUUCCCUCGGUCUCCAUCAGCAAAUGACAACAGCUUCCCUUCUGAAUCUCCAGGAUUUUCGCAGGCACCAAGGCAUACUUCUGAGACCUCACAUGGCAAACUGCGACCUGUCCGGGCAGCUCCCCCUCCCCCAACGCAGAACCACCGGAGGCCGGCAGAGAAGAUGGAAGAUGUGGAGAUCACGCUGGUGUGAUGGCAGGGUAGCUCAUCCAUGUCUGCUACAAUCAAGGCCAGGCUUGAAGUUUGGCCAGUCUUGUGUUUUCGGCACCUUUGCAUGAUGAUGACUCUUGAACAGAGCAAAAACAAGGAGGAUUGUAUGUGACUGGGUGGCCCAGUGGACUUCUCCCACAUUU
Messenger RNA from Chrysochloris asiatica (Cape golden mole), 2484 nucleotides. It is a transcript of the gene FCHSD2, whose product is annotated as FCH and double SH3 domains 2. Gene Ontology annotation, molecular function: protein binding. The transcript is spliced from 20 exons. The record is from RefSeq and is a predicted model, not a curated record. The coding region runs from base 105 to 2324 and encodes 739 amino acids. Gene Ontology annotation, cellular component: neuromuscular junction; recycling endosome. Gene Ontology annotation, biological process: neuromuscular synaptic transmission; regulation of actin filament polymerization. NCBI's taxonomy places the organism in Eukaryota, Metazoa, Chordata, Mammalia, Afrosoricida, Chrysochloridae.